AAAACAUGGCAUGGGAAAGAGCGAAAAGAAGUGUGAAAGGGAAAAGUGGAUGGAGGGAGCGGCACUUUUUAAUUCAAAAUAAGAGGCAAUAAUUAGAGCAAGAAGCAAGCGCGGUUUUCAUCAUCAAAUUUUGAAGGAUGGAAAAUGAAGGCUCCAAUAGGUGUUCUUGCUCUGCACGCACUCUGGUGUCAAUAUUGGCUUCAAUUGUUCUGCUAUUCCAACCAGAUUACUGCAUUGCUAAGCAACAGCCACCAUAUCCUCCUUCAUCACGCGGCCAAAUUCGCAACAUAUCUUACCCAUUUCGCCUCAAAGGUGACCCAAGCCAAUGCGGCGACCCAAGGUAUGAGUUAGAUUGCGUUAAUAACGUCACACUCUUAACCUUGUUCUCGGCGAAAUACCAUGUACGAGACAUCGACUACAAGCAAUACAAAGUCGUUGUCAGUGACCCGGGUCAGGAGGAAGAAGCUAAUUGCUCCUUCAUCCCUCGCAAUUUCUUAACGGACAGUAAUUUCAGGCCCACGGGCCUGGUUAGCCCAGAUGAUUUCGGAUCGGAGCCGUUCACUUGGGAUACCUGGUAUACUCUCCGAAUAGGGUACUUCAACUGCGUGAAUCCACGGUAUGUUAAGGUGGAGAGAGGUGAAUGUGGGAGAGUUGGGCACGUGUACGCGGCAUUGGAACCGUCUUUGUAUGAGGUUGGUGUGAAGGACAUCAAGGAUCUGAUGUUGGCUACAGUAGUUGACUGGUCACCGAAAGAGAAUGUUAGCUACGACGAGAUCCGUGGCGUGAUAAGUGAGGGAAUUCGGUUGUCGUGGUUGCCGGUGAUUUGCGAGGAUCGAUGUGGAAGGGGAACGGAGUGUAAGGUUAUCAACGGAGAAGUCCAGUGUGAGAAGCGUUACUGCCAUUACGCCUACCACACCACCGAUAAAUGCGAACCUUGGCACCAUAUUUUUGGCUAUAUUCGAGGUAAGUAAUUAUUUUCGUCUUUAGGGGGCUUUAUAGAUAUAGUAUAUCUCUUCUUCAGUUUUGCUCAUGUAUAAACGAAUUUUUUUUUCUGUUGUUUGUUUGAUUCUUUUAUAAUGCUUGAAUAUGCCUAAAUAUUCAAGCUCUUCUUUGUAAUCAGUAACAAGAUUGGA
Molecule: messenger RNA, 1133 nt
Organism: Vigna radiata var. radiata (mung bean)
Lineage: Eukaryota; Viridiplantae; Streptophyta; Magnoliopsida; Fabales; Fabaceae
Exons: 2
Coding region: 138-971 (277 amino acids)
Molecular function (GO): polysaccharide binding
Source: RefSeq, a predicted model, not a curated record